AUGUUAAAACGACAUUCAGAAAUCCGGAAACUCACCCUGCCUGUGGAAAAAGAUGGCAAAGCCUUUCAUCCCACUUACGAAGAAAAACUGAAGCUUGUGGCACUGCAUAAGCAGGUUCUUAUGGGUCCAUAUAAUCCAGACACUUGUCCUGAGGUUGGAUUCUUUGAUGUGUUGGGGAAUGACAGGAGGAGAGAGUGGGCGGCCCUGGGAAAUACCUCUAAAGAGGACGCCAUGGUAGAGUUUGUCGAGCUCCUGAACAGGUGUUGCCAUCUCUUCUCCACGUACGUCGCGUCCCACAAAAUCGAGAAGGAGGAGCAAGAAAAGAAAAGGAAGGAGGAGGAGGAGCGAAGGCGGCGGGAAGAAGAGGAGCGAGAGCGAGUGCAGAAGGAGGAGGAGAAGCGCAGGAGAGAGGAGGAGGAGCGGCUUCGGCGGGAGGAGGAAGAGCGGCGGCGGCUGGAGGAGGAGCGGCUGCGGCUGGAACAGCAGAAACCGGCCAGAGUCCGAGAGGCCCAGAGACACGGGCCCGGGACAGAGAAUCCGGGCGGUGCGGCCCGUGGCAGGUGCCGUUCUGAGUACGGGGUUUGGGACCCGAAACCGUCUCCUGUUCGGGGCGGUGAGCGCAGCCGUCUCCCAGGGGACCGGCUCUUGCAGAGGGAGCUCUGGGCGGCGCUCCAGAAGCAGCAGGAGGUAGCGGUUGGGGGAGCCGCUUUGCCUACGCCGGCAAAGGUGAAUGCAGCUGUGCCGAGUGAUAGGACGUCGGUUAACGGACAGGCCAAAGCCCACACGGACAGCUCUGAGAAAGACCUCGAACCAGAAGCUGCAGAAGAAGCCGUGGAGAAUGGACCAAAAGAAUCUCUUCCAGUAAUAGCAGCUCCGUCCAUGUGGACACGACCCCAGAUCAAAGACUUCAAAGAGAAGAUUCGGCAGGACGCGGACUCCGUGAUUACAGUGGGCCGAGGGGAAGUGGUCACCGUUCGCGUCCCCACCCACGAAGAGGGAUCGUAUCUCUUUUGGGAAUUUGCUACAGACAAUUAUGACAUUGGAUUUGGGGUGUACUUUGAAUGGACAGACUCUCCAAACACUGCUGUCAGCGUGCACGUCAGCGAGUCCAGUGACGACGACGAGGAAGAGGAAGAGAACGUCAGCAGUGAGGAGAAAGCCAGAAAGAACGCCACCAAGCCCCUGCUGGACGAGGUCGUGCCUGUGUACCGGCGGGACUGUCACGAGGAGGUGUAUGCCGGCAGCCACCAAUACCCAGGGAGAGGAGUCUACCUCCUCAAGUUUGACAACUCCUACUCUUUGUGGAGGUCAAAGUCGGUCUACUACAGAGUCUAUUAUACUAGAUAA
Molecule: messenger RNA, 1347 nt
Organism: Puma concolor (puma)
Lineage: Eukaryota; Metazoa; Chordata; Mammalia; Carnivora; Felidae
Source: RefSeq, a predicted model, not a curated record